Molecule: messenger RNA, 842 nt
Organism: Paramecium sonneborni
Lineage: Eukaryota; Ciliophora; Oligohymenophorea; Peniculida; Parameciidae
Source: the annotation of a GenBank genome assembly
AUGCCUUAUUCUUCUCAAAUAAGUGAUUUAUUAAUUAGAGAAAAAGUAUCUAUAUUUUAAAUUUUCUAUAGGCGAAACCAAUAAAUAAGUUAAAUGAAUUUUAUUAGAUAGAUUAGUAAGGCAUUUGUAAAAGAGAUAUUCUGGUUUAAUGGAUUGUGGCAGUAUCUUUUUUCAUUUAUAACAAGUAAACUUCGCAAUUCAGACAUUCUAUAAAAACUAUAGAGCUGGCUGUUUUAUAUAUUGACACUUAUCUUAAUUAUUUUAACAUAACUUAAGAAUAUUUGUAGUUAUUAGGAAUUUCAGCCUAUUCUUUAGCAUCAAAAGUAAAUAUGGAAAUAAAAUUUAGUUUAAUGAAACAGAAAUGGUGACUUAGAUAAAACUAUACGAUUCAGAUGGUAAGAAUCUAUACAAGAAUGGAGAGUAUGAUGAAAUGGAAGAAUAAAUAAUGAAAGUUAUGGGAUUUCAGCUAAAUUACAUAACUUCAUCUGAUUAUUUAUUGGCCAUGAAUAUUGAAAUACAUGAAAAUAUUUAGAGUCUAUUGUUGUUUAUUCUUCUUGGUAUUUGUUUAAAUUUAUAUAGAUUUCGAUAUUUACAAACAUUCUCAUAUUGAACUUGCUUUAGCUAUAGUGGUAUACACUCAGGAAAAAUAGAUCUAAUUUACAGAAAAAAUUGUGGCGCUUUCACAAUUUAUUCAUAAUAAAAUACUCAAAGCUUAAGAAAUAGAAAUAGAAAAACAAUUAUAAGAAGAUGCUAAAUAUUAAAAUAAAAAAUAACGAAUAAACAAAAAGAUUACCAAAAAUAAAAUUUUGAGUCAUAAGAGAGUUCCAAAUUAGUAGAUUUGA